GUUAAAUAAAAGGCUGUGUGAUGUGGGGUUUAAAAACCUUUGGACGUCUGGAAGUGGCGCUAGACCUUGUGAGGCAACGGGUGGGCAAGCCCACCACUUCAAAUUCGAAUUUCAGUGGCUUGGUGGCCAGCGGCAGGUGCACAGGUGCAAGGUUCGAGACAGAGGAGGGGUCACCACUUGGCGGGGAAACUGCCUUUUUCUCUCGUUCCGGCUCUGCACUCAAAACCUGGGCUCAAUUUCUUCCUCUCCUACCGUCCCCAUUCCUUCUCACCCUUCUCCCUCCACGGCUCCAUCUCGACAUUCUUCUUGGUCGGACGACUUAUCUCCAGACAACCAGUAUCUUUUCGCAGAUUCAUCAAAAUGGCCGAACACCAGGAUGCCGACUUCGAGAUGGAGGCUGGCGGUGAUGCCGGUGCCUCCACCACCUACCCCAUGCAGUGCUCUGCUCUGCGCAAGAACGGCUUCGUCGUGAUCAAGAACCGCCCCUGCAAGAUCGUCGACAUGUCCACCUCCAAGACCGGCAAGCACGGUCACGCCAAGGUCCACUUGGUCGCCCUUGAUAUUUUCACUGGCAAGAAGCUCGAAGAUCUCUCCCCCUCCACCCACAACAUGGACGUCCCCGUCGUCAGGCGUCAGGAGUACACCCUCAUCGAUAUCUCCGAUGACGGUUUCCUCUCUCUCAUGACCGCCGACGGUGACCUCAAGGAUGACGUUAAGCUCCCUGAUGGCGAGGUCGGCGAGAAGAUCAACAAGCUCUUCAAGGAGGAGGAGAAGGACACUCUCGUCACCGUUCAGACUGCCAUGGGUGAGGAGGCUGCUAUCGAUGCCAAGGAGGGCACCAAAUAAACGUCUCUAUGACUGGGGAUGUGAUUGGUGGGAAGGGGGGAAUCCGGCCUUCGGCCAGGAAACGGCGAUUUUUGCUGUCAGCUGUCCGCUUGGACGGCGAGAUAUCUCAUAUCUACUGUGAUAUUUCUUGGGCUGGUCAUUGUCACGGGUUCUCGGUAGCGUUCUUUAUUGAUUCUAUCUGGACAAUUUUGCGGCAUGGGCGUUCGUCUUGCAUGAAAAAUGACGUCUCCUUUCUCUCGCUCUAUCCUGCAUUGUUCGUUCUGUUCGCCGCGGUGAACGUGAGCUGAGAAACUGGCCCUCGCAGGUAGUGAGGGCGCCGCCCGGU
Messenger RNA from Podospora bellae-mahoneyi, 1171 nucleotides. RefSeq names its product translation initiation factor eIF5A (gene ANB1). Gene Ontology annotation, biological process: positive regulation of translational elongation; positive regulation of translational termination; translational elongation. NCBI's taxonomy places the organism in Eukaryota, Fungi, Ascomycota, Sordariomycetes, Sordariales, Podosporaceae. Gene Ontology annotation, molecular function: RNA binding; ribosome binding; translation elongation factor activity. The record is from RefSeq and is a predicted model, not a curated record. The transcript has 4 exons. The coding region runs from base 361 to 846 and encodes 161 amino acids.